GAGAUAUUUAUGGAAAGUAACCGACGCACCCCACACACCACACCCACUACCUCUUCUUCUAUAUAUACAAAAACCCUAAUUCACAAAACCUACACCAUUUUCAAAUCCAUUUGAGCGGCGUCUUUAUAAACGCCAUUCAAAACAUCUCUCCUCUUCAAACCCUAGAUCUAUCUUAUCCACAUCCACAACCAUGAGGGAAUGCAUUUCUGUUCACAUCGGUCAGGCCGGUAUUCAGGUCGGCAAUGCCUGUUGGGAACUCUACUGUCUCGAGCACGGUAUUCAGCCUGAUGGUCAGAUGCCAAGUGACAAAACUGUUGGAGGCGGUGACGAUGCCUUCAACACUUUCUUCAGUGAAACCGGUGCUGGGAAACAUGUUCCACGUGCCGUCUUUGUUGAUCUUGAACCCACUGUUAUCGAUGAAGUGAGGACCGGAACGUACCGUCAGCUUUUUCACCCUGAGCAACUCAUCAGCGGGAAAGAAGAUGCCGCGAACAACUUUGCCCGUGGCCACUAUACCAUUGGAAAAGAGAUUGUUGACUUGUGCCUUGACCGUAUCCGCAAGCUUGCUGACAACUGCACCGGUCUCCAGGGCUUCUUAGUGUUCAAUGCUGUCGGUGGAGGAACUGGUUCUGGUCUCGGUUCUCUUCUGUUGGAGCGUCUGUCGGUUGACUAUGGGAAAAAGUCAAAGCUUGGGUUCACCGUGUAUCCUUCACCCCAAGUCUCAACUUCAGUCGUUGAGCCGUACAACAGUGUGCUUUCCACCCACUCUCUGUUAGAGCAUACCGAUGUAUCCGUCCUACUCGACAACGAGGCUAUCUACGAUAUUUGCAAGCGGUCACUUGAUAUCGAGCGUCCCACCUACACCAAUCUUAACCGUUUGAUUUCUCAGGUGAUUUCUUCAUUGACCACGUCUUUGAGGUUUGACGGAGCGUUGAACGUGGACGUUACCGAGUUCCAAACAAAUCUCGUACCGUACCCGCGUAUCCACUUCAUGCUUUCGUCUUACGCUCCGGUUAUCUCCGCUGAGAAGGCGUACCACGAGCAGCUUUCGGUUGCUGAGAUCACCAACACCGCGUUCGAACCAUCGUCUAUGAUGGCUAAGUGCGAUCCCCGUCACGGCAAGUACAUGGCUUGCUGUUUGAUGUACCGAGGAGACGUUGCACCCAAGGACGUGAACGCAGCUGUCGGAACCAUCAAGACCAAGCGUACUAUCCAGUUCGUUGACUGGUGCCCGACUGGGUUCAAGUGUGGUAUUAACUACCAGGCACCAACGGUGGUACCCGGAGGCGAUCUCGCUAAGGUACAAAGGGCAGUGUGCAUGAUUUCCAACUCUACAAGUGUUGCUGAGGUGUUCUCGAGGAUUGACCAUAAGUUUGACCUUAUGUAUGCUAAGAGGGCGUUUGUGCACUGGUAUGUCGGUGAGGGGAUGGAAGAAGGUGAGUUUUCGGAAGCUCGUGAGGAUUUGGCUGCGUUGGAGAAGGAUUAUGAAGAAGUUGGUCUUGAGUCAGGUGAGGGUGACGAUGAAGAGGAUGACGGAGAAUACUAGGCGGUAUUAUAUGACGAUGUUACUGUGUUGGUUUCGGCUAUCUUCUUUGUGUUGUUGCAAACAUUGGAAUGCUCUUUUUGAGUUGUUUCUGUUCUAUGUGUUUUCCAGUUUAGUAUGAAUCUUGGUUCUAUUAGUACCACUUGGAAGAAGUGUUACAAACAUUGUGUUUUAUUUUGAGCUUGGUUGGUAGGUUCUUUAAACUUGUUAAAGUUUGA
Helianthus annuus (common sunflower) is the source of this 1761-nucleotide messenger RNA. Its product is annotated as tubulin alpha chain. Gene Ontology annotation, molecular function: GTP binding; structural constituent of cytoskeleton. Gene Ontology annotation, biological process: mitotic cell cycle; microtubule cytoskeleton organization. The record is from RefSeq and is a predicted model, not a curated record. The transcript has 4 exons. Lineage: Eukaryota; Viridiplantae; Streptophyta; Magnoliopsida; Asterales; Asteraceae. The coding region runs from base 191 to 1546 and encodes 451 amino acids. Gene Ontology annotation, cellular component: cytoplasm; microtubule.